CAACAGCAACAACACAAGACAGACGGACAAACAAAAAAGAAAAGACGCGACGAACCGGGCAAGGAAGAGAAGAGAAAGAGCAGAGGCAGAGGCAGACGAAGAGACGGAGGCAGCGGAAUCGACAAGGACCAGGAAGAAGAAGAGCAAGAGGAAGACGCCCCGAGAGAAGUAAUUUGUAGCAUUAGACCCCCAAUCCCAUUUGCCGGCGUCUCUCAACCAGAAUGACCGUUUCCGCCGCAGUGGACCAGUACACGGUGCUAACUGGGGACCGCUCCAAGAUCAAGGACCUCCUGUGCAGCCGUCUGACGGAGUGCGGCUGGCGGGACGAGGUGCGCCUGAUGUGCCGCACCAUUCUGCUGGAGAAGGGUGCCAACAACAGCUUCACCGUGGAGCAGCUCAUCACGGAGGUAACGCCCAAGGCCCGCACCCUCGUCCCAGAUGCCGUCAAGAAGGAGCUCCUCAUGAAGAUCCGCACCAUUCUCACCGAGAACGAGGAGGAGGCCGACGAGCCGGAGGACGAGGCCUGAACUGACCACCCACGAUUUCCACGCAACUACAGUAAUUACUCGAGUUUAUUUGUACGGUUUUAUACAUAAAUCCCGGCCAGGGAAUACCCCGCAGUUCCGCAGAAUCCAUCAAUGACCAAAUCCAUCUACGUUCCAUCAA
Molecule: messenger RNA, 666 nt
Organism: Drosophila suzukii
Lineage: Eukaryota; Metazoa; Arthropoda; Insecta; Diptera; Drosophilidae
Source: RefSeq, a predicted model, not a curated record